CAGGAACAGGUGGUUGCGAGUUUGAGGUUUUUAAAUUUUUGUGAGAGAACAACGCGUUCUUGGCUUCCUUUGGUGAUUGCGACCCAUAAUCAUGGCUCCCGUUGCUGGGAGCUCGGUUCGCAACAAGGCGACCAAGUCGCCCAUGUUCCACGUCGGGCCCAUGAGCCGCAAUGUGGUGGAUGCGUUGGCGGAGUUGUGCGACGAGUUGGAAAUCACUAUUGGGCUGCUUCCCUCCCGUCGGCAGAUCGAUUUUGAUGGAGGAUACAGCAACAAUUGGACGACGAAAGGCUUUGCGGAGUACGUCGCGGCAAAGAACGCAAGCUUUGCGGGCACCGAUUAUGCGCUUCUUAUGGAGCGGGACCACGGUGGCCCCAAGCAGGGCUCUGUGGAAGACGAUGGCUGUGAGUCGUUCGCGACCGACGCGCAAUAUUUCGAUCUGAUCCACGUGGACCCGUGGGCGGCGUGCAAGGACCUGCAAGAGGGCAUCGACAUGACCAUCAAGCACAUUCAAGACAUGUGCAAGCAAAGCACCGAGCCGAAAUUCGAAGUGGGCACGGAGGAGGCUAUUCGUCCAUUCACUUCGGGGGAGCUGGAGAUUUUGCUGCGCCAGCUGAAGAUUCGGCUGACCAACGAGGAGUUCGCGCGUAUUGAGUACGUGGUGAUCCAGUCCGGUGUGGCGUUGGAUCUUGCGAACCGCCAAAAUGUGGGGGUUUACAACAAGGAGCGUCUGAAGGAGAUGGUAAAAAUCGUCCACAAAUACGGAAAGAAACCGAAGGAGCACAAUGGGGACUACUUGUCGCGGCAGCAGUGCCAGGAGCGGUUCACCAACGGCGUCGCAGCCGUCAACAUCGCGCCGGCCUUCGGGCAAAUUGAAACCGCCUGCUUGCUGACGCUGCUGCGAGAACAGGACAUUUCCGCCUCUUCGCCGACCAACGCCUCUGGUAAAAGCCUGUUCGAGGAGAUGUACCAGCUGUGCUACGACUCCGCAAAGUGGAAAAAAUGGAACAAGAACAACCUGCUGAACCCGAGAACGGAAAAAGAGAAGCUCAUCCUGAUUUGCGGACACUACGUCUUGUCGUACAAGACCUUCGUCGAGGAGUUGAAGCCAAAAAUUCUGGAAGCUGCGAGGACGUUCCUGGCCCAACAGUCGGAGGAGGUGAUGGUGGAGCGGAACGGCGCAACCCUUUCCCCCGACAUCAAUGUCCUGUACGACAGCUACGUGGUUUCGGAGGUGAAGAAGUUUUUCACACCGUAUCUGGAGAUGGCGAAGGAGCUCCAGACGAUUUACGGCGCUAAUUCCUCGGGUUUGUACGGAACCAGUAUCUCCGAGGUGCCCGGAAAAAACAUCUUCACCGAAGAAUGCGACUUGGAAAACCGUGCGGGCGGUUUGACGUUUCAGUACUACGACGGGUAUGGAGACGCAUCUGCGGCGGAGACGAGGAAGACGGAAAUCCACCGGGUCGUGUGGUCUGCGGCCCCGUCGCCGUACUACUAUGCAACCUACAUGUUUCCGCUUCCGGGCAAGGAUGUGACCAGUUUGAAGUUGUCGCUCGACUUCCUGGACGCGUACACGCUGUACUUCCGAAGCCACGGCAGCAACACCGCGUCUGGAACGUUGUCCUUGAAGUUCUCGUCUGCGGCCGGUGCUGGCACGGAGUCCACGCCUGUUUCCACCUUGGGCCUGGACCAAGCCCUCGACGUUCGCGGGUAUUUUUUGGAGGUGGAAUUGACCGGCGUCAAAAACGCACACGAAGGCACCACGUUCUGCCUGUACGUGGCGGGCAUCCCCUCCUCGCGCAAGAGCGUGGUCAACAACUUCGUCGAGGACUGUCGGGCCGACAGUAAGAAUUCGUUUACAAGGCGCAACUUCGCCCCAUUCUCGGGAUUCGUGUUGCAUGUAACUACUUGGCUUCAAUGCAGAUCCAUUUGAAAGCUUCGCAUCACGUGCGUGUCUCCACAUGAUGGUCGACAAAAAAUUAUCGUGAGUUCUUCUCAUGUUUGACGUACAGAACUAUCCGUACUGUACCAAGCAAAUUGUUCGAAGUCAGUUGUGCGUGUUGCGGUGGUGCUGGAAGAAAGUAGACUGCAGGAAGUAGAUGAAAAAGAAAUCCGGAUGUUGCAUGACAGAGCGGGGUGAUUUUCCUUACCAUUCUCUGGACAGUGGUGAACGAUGCGGAUAGUACUAGCGCUGCUGCAACGGGCGUUGCGGGUCUGACAGGUGGAGCCGACAAACCUCCCGUUCAGGCGACCAUGCCGGGUGGCCGGCCGCGAUCGAAAUCGGUGGAAGAAGUGACGAAGGUGAUCAAGAAAUCGGAGUCGGUGAAAAAAGUAGUGAAGCCCUGGGGACACGAACUCUGGAUCACCUCGCCCGAGAACAUCCACCUGUACUGCUUGAAGGAGAUCAUGUUGAAAAGCGGCAAGAAAACCAGUCUGCAGUACCACGUGAUGAAGCGCGAAACGAAUGUACUGGUUGAGGGCCGGGCCGUGAUGUGGUACCAGAAAAACGCAGACCCGCCGACGCUGGAGGCCAAACUGGCAACACUGUCGGUCGAGGAGCAACAAGGAAACGCGAUGUACAAAGACGUGAACUUGGAGCUUGGGCAGCAGCUGCUGUGGCCGCUCUCUGCCGUGGGUGUGACCCCGCCCUUGAUCCACCGUGUCGAGGCCCUGAGCGAUAUUCUACUGUACGAAGUUAUGGAUGUGUCAGGUUUGAAAUCGUCAAAGUUGAAAUAGUUUGCCAUGCAUAAAACGGAUACCAGUUAGACCUACAGUUUGUUGUCGGUGCAUGACAAAUUUUCCCGGUCCUGGAAGCGAGUCUGUCAUGCGGUUUAGGGCAAAAGAGCUGCCUUCUGUCAUGCUAGUUAGCAGUCCAACUUUUGACCCUUACCAGGACUAUAAUCUGCCUCCCGUGGGUCCUCUGCAAUAGAGUCACUUUUUGUAUCGCAUUUUAUGCAUUACAAAUUAUGUCAACUUUGACGAUUUCAAACCUGACGCUUCCAUAGAAGUGAGCACCCCGCAGCUCGACGACGUGAUUCGGAUCCAGGAUGACACCAAUCGUGCCGCCUUUGGUCGCAUCGCCAGUGAGCACGAAAGUAGCCAGACGCUGAAGGUGUGCAUCUUGGCCGCGGGUACCGCCCGGCACAUGGGACCUCUGUGUUCGAAUUUUAACAAGGCGUUGCUACCGAUCCACGGCAAGGCAGUGAUUUCUCGCAUCAUCAAAAAGUUUCUGAAUGUGCCGACCACGGGCACUCGCCUGAAAUUUGUGGUCGCGCUGGGCUUCCAGGGAGAGCAAGUGAAAAACUACUUGCUUGCCGCGCACAGCGAUUUGGAUUUCGACUUUGUCGAGGUGCCCGACUACGACAAGGCCGGUAGCGGUCCAGGAAAGACGCUGUGGAUGUGCAAAGAUGCGUAUAAUUAUCUUGAACCACGAACAUCGAUCUUCGCGAAGAUGGAGAUUUUUCGGUUUUGUGGCAGUCUAGAAUUCUGAAAAAAUAUAUCAUUCGAGUGAAGAUAGGACAUGUGCAUGUGGUUUCCAAGAAUCCCAUACAACAGAAUCGGCACUUCGGAGCCGUUUUACUGGACUUGCUGCGACACGGAUAUCGGGGACGGCGAAAUUCCGUUCGCAAAGACAACGAGCGACUGGGUCGGGGUCUGCCAGGUGAAUGCGGCGAUUUCGGAGAAGUACUGCAACUUUGCCGUGGAGGGGGACCGCAUCGUGUCCGUGAAGAACAAGAUUGGGUACUACGACAUGUCACCGGACAAGAGGAAGAGCAAGCAGGAGCCCGUGCAGGACCUCAGCGGCGGCAUCUGGACGAGCUUCAUUGGGUUGUCCUACAUCAAGAGCGCGGACGUGUUCUGGAAGGCGAUGGAAGAGGAAGUGGCGCACGCCGCCGGAAGUGGCGGAUCGUGUGAGAUCAUUCCGGGUUUGGAGGCGAUCAUGCAGAAAGACUACGGUGCGGUGGAGGCGCUGCCGUUCGCGCAGUGGCAAGACCUGGGCUCGUUGGACCAAUACCUGAAGGUACUGAGUUGUUCAUACUCUUACGAAAUUUUUUGUCGAUGACACGUUGGAUCAGGAGACACCAGACUAUCUCGCUGUACUUACUUGAACCCAUUUUGUGCAGAACUAUAAAUAUAUCAUAGCCGCCAUGUCCUUGUAGCCAUGACACGAUCUGAUCAUCUCGAACUCAAUGUACGCAACCAGGUUGUGGCGGCCACUUUUGGCGAGAACUUCAAUUUCCAAAAGCCGGACGAGUAUCUGUACUUUGUGAACGGGCGGGUUAUCAAGUUUUUCCAAGACGAAGCGAUCACGAGGAACCGGGUGUUGCGCGCGCGCGCAAACCCGGGCGUGUGCCCCGAGAUCGAGACCCACGCCGGACAAUUUUUGGCAUACAAAUUCAUUCCGGGCACGACCAUGUACGUGACAUCCACGACGCGAAUCUUUCGCAACCUUCUGCAGUGGCUGCACGAGAAGGUGUGGCUGAAACCCGGGGACGCCGGGCUGGUGAUGCCGGCGGACAUGAAGCCAAACCAGGAGUCUUUCCAGCAGACCUGUGCCCGUUUUUACCAGGAGAAGACGCUGAAGCGCGUGGCGGCGUACCACAAAAAGUACCCGCAGGCCUUCCACAUCUCGGAGGACGGGAAAAAGUUCGUGGACAAGAAGAACACCAUCAACGGCAUCGCGAACAUCCCCAGCAUGGAGUUGUUGCUGGCCGAAUUCCCCUUCGAGCUCCUCACGGAGCACGGGGAGGAACGCUUUUUCCACGGGGAUCUGCAGUUCGACAACGUGAUCUACAAUCCGGAGGCGGAUUCCUUCUGCUGCAUCGACUGGCGCCAGGACUUCGGCAACCCGAACACGAUCUACGGCGAUUUCUACUACGAUUUGGCGAAGAUGUACGGUGGGCUCAUCAUGAAUUACGACUACGUCAAGGAGAACAAGUUUCAGUACGCGGAGACGGCAGGCGGCGACAUCUCCUUCGACUGGCAGGUCCGUCACAGCGGCCGCUACUCCUACCUCCCGCUUUUAGAGGAGUUCAUCGAGAACACGCUCAAGUGCUCCGUGCAAAAGGUGAAGCUGCUCGUCGGGAUCGUCUUUCUGAACAUGUCGCCCUUGCACGACUACCCCUUUGACAAGAUGCUCUGGGCGUUUGCGAGAGAGUGGCUCAACACGGAGAUCAGUAACUACAAAAGAACCAAACAAGGUGCCUAGUGGAGUUUUUCAAUAAAUUUUUCCAUUGUGUAUUGAAGCUAAUUUUUGAAUUUCGUACUGGUGCUUCAUCGUGCUUGCAGCGUAGUACUCAAAACUAAGCCGCUCCAGUACAUUGAUUGUACUAGAGCGGCUUCGUUUUGAUUGUGGAAAUUAAU
Molecule: messenger RNA, 5361 nt
Organism: Amoebophrya sp. A120
Lineage: Eukaryota; Dinophyceae; Syndiniales; Amoebophryaceae
Source: the annotation of a GenBank genome assembly